UCCACUGCUCUGUGCUGGGAUCAUGGAACUUCCCCUGCUCUGCACACUGGUGGUGAUUGCUGGUGUGGUUCCAGCCCAGGGCGGGGUGCUGGACUUGAACAAGAUGAUCAAAGAAGUGACGGGGAAGACACCCAUCUUCUUCUAUUGGUUCUACGGCUGUCACUGCGGAUUUGGUGGCAGUGGCGAACCCCAAGAUGCCACAGACUGGUGUUGCCACACCCACGACUGCUGCUACCAUCACCUGAGGUACCACAAAUGCAAUAUCCGUUUCGACCACUACAAAUACAAGUUUUCCCAGGGGGACAUCCAGUGCUCUGACAAGGGGAGCUGGUGUGAGCAGCAGCUGUGCACCUGUGACAAGGAGAUGGCCCGCUGCCUGAAGCAGAACCUGGACACCUAUAAGAACCACCUGCGUUACUUCCGGCAGUCCCACUGCAAAGGCGAGACCCCCAUGUGCUAGGAGGAGCCCCCUGCACUGUGCUAUGCUCCCUACCCUGAUCCUCAGCCUCUUGAGCUCUGGAAGUCCUGCAGGACCACUGCCACCAGCACCACCACCCCUGCACCCAUCCCGCACCCCCGGUCACUGCCCUCCUCCCACAGGAUCUAACCACUGAACCAGCCUGGCUCCUUUAAAACACUCCCCAGAAGAGUGUCUUGGCCUUCCCCCACCACCUUGCCUGUUGGACCUUCUGAAUCUUCCCAGGGAAGGCAGCAGCUGUCUCCCCUGAGGGUGGAAUGGGAUCUUAGGAAAA
Molecule: messenger RNA, 752 nt
Organism: Hippopotamus amphibius kiboko
Lineage: Eukaryota; Metazoa; Chordata; Mammalia; Artiodactyla; Hippopotamidae
Gene: PLA2G2D
Product: phospholipase A2 group IID
Exons: 4
Coding region: 23-460 (145 amino acids)
Biological process (GO): lipid catabolic process; phospholipid metabolic process; arachidonate secretion
Molecular function (GO): calcium ion binding; phospholipid binding
Source: RefSeq, a predicted model, not a curated record